ACAGGUACUUCAUGGUGCAAGUGGGAAUCGUCCUUGGAUAAGAUGAAUAUAUAAGCUGAGAUGAAUUCUGGAGAAGACAUUACGGUUUUACUCAGUCUCGUGUGGCUAACUAAUCGCACUUUUCAACAUGAUCGCUAAGGUUGCUAUUCUUUUCGCUGUUGUUGCAGCCACCCAUGCUGUCGGUCUUUUGCAUGGACAUGGACAUUUAGUGAGCACAGGAGCCAGUACUAGUGCUCGCAGCCAAGAUGCUUUCGGCAACUAUGCUUUCGGAUAUGACAUCGUCAAUGGUGUUGGUGCCGCUAACUCUAGAUCCGAAGUAGGUGAUGCCCAUGGCAACAAAAAAGGAUCCUACACCAUUGCUGACAUUGAUGGCAGGGCCAGACGCGUAGACUACGUCGCUGACGGACAUGGAUUCCGCGCUACCGUCAAGACCAACGAACCUGGAACUGCUGCCAGCGCUCCCGCUGCUGCCCUUGUCGCCAGCCCUUAUGCUGGACCCGUCGCCCCAGUUGUCAAUCAUGUAGCCCCCGCUGCUGCCGUUGUAGGCCAUGCUGCAGUUGCCGCUCCUCUGGCUUAUGGUUUGCACGGAGCCGGACACUUGGGUUAUGGCUUGCAUGGAGCCGGACCCUUAGGUUAUGGUUUGGCUGGACACGGUCUCCUGGGACAUGGAGCUCUUGCACACGGUCUCGGACACUACGGACUCCAUUAAGUCAAGAAUGAUGUAUUAGCUCUUCCUCCAACUGUGAUCGGAAACCUCAUCUCAUCAUUUCGUUCAAACAGAAAAUGUUGCCAACUUUCCUCUAUAAAAGCUUUAUUUUCAUUGUAUGCACUUCUUCAGUGACUGCAAUCUGUGAAACCUAUUCUUUCAAGCACAAGGAACUGGAAGCUGUAGGUGUUCUUUAAAAUUUUGGGAGCGUUUUGAAGUGUUGAAUUUUGUACUCACAUGUACAGUAAUAGCUUUAUAAUUUAUUUACAAGGGAUUUAUUUUAGCUGUAAAUAAAUGUUUUGAUACAAAACA
Molecule: messenger RNA, 1018 nt
Organism: Stegodyphus dumicola
Lineage: Eukaryota; Metazoa; Arthropoda; Arachnida; Araneae; Eresidae
Product: adult-specific rigid cuticular protein 15.5-like
Cellular component (GO): chitin-based extracellular matrix
Molecular function (GO): structural constituent of chitin-based larval cuticle
Source: RefSeq, a predicted model, not a curated record